GUUUUCGAAUUCAUCAAAGCAGAAUACGGUUCUUCAAUUUUUAGUAAACUUCAUCCUGUAGAGGGUGACGUGGGCAUGCCAGAUUUAGGUCUUUCUUCAAAAGAUAAAAUUAUUUUGAUAGAAAAAGUGAACGUUGUAUACCAUGCUGCGGCAGCUGUAAGUUUUAACCAACCGUUGGAUGAAGCUGUUAAUAUAAAUACGAAAGGUACCAGUCGAGUCAUUGACCUGUGCAAGAAACUAAAGCAUCUAAUCAGCUUCAUCUACGUGAGCACAGCUUACAGUAAUGCCAGUAAAGAUUUGUCAGAAAUCAAAGAAAAAGUUUACACCACGAGCUGGGAACCUUCUGCGGUAAUCGACAUUUGCGAUAAACAAGAUAAAAACUCGAUCGCAUUAUUAGAAGAGAGAAUUUUGAAAACUCAUGCAAACACGUAUGCAUUCACGAAGAAUCUAGCAGAACAGAUCGUGUUUAGUGAUUGUAAAAAUUUUCCAACUGCAAUAGUACGACCAAGUAUAAUUGGUGCCUCUUUGAAAGAACCAUGUCCUGGGUGGGUGGAUAAUCUCAAUGGAAUUAUAGGUGUGCCUACAAAAAAUAAUUAAUUUGCUUUAAUAUAAAUUAGUAAAUUUCAUUUUAUCUACUUUAGUGUACUUUAUUGUGAUAAUUAUUCAAAUUUCUUUAUUUCUUUAAUUAUAUUUCAAAUAAUAUCAAUUCUUAACGUUACAGGAUUUUCCCUAACUUUUUUAAGAGAGAAAUCAAUCAAAGAAAUUUUUGUUUGAAGAUUACUUUGUUACUUUUUUGUAUGUUUUGAUGUAUUAAUUACUAGCAGUGUUUAGACAGCUUUCAAACGUAAUGUAUAAAUUCGUUUAACAGCAGUAAUACGAUGAAAGUUAGGAUUACCAAUUUCUUGCAACUAGAUCAUGAUUAUUACUUCUACUUUUUCGCUGAUACAAGAGGGCUAAUCAUAUAAUUAUGCUUAUUCCUUGUCUAUCUUUAUCGUCAAUGUAUCGAUAAUAUAUUUUCAAAAUAUUUUAAGAAUUAAGAAUAAUGAUUUUCUAAAGCAAUUUAACGUUACAGGUAUUGGUCUGCUAAUCGGUAAAGGUAAUAUGAAGGUGAUACUA
Heterotrigona itama is the source of this 1116-nucleotide messenger RNA. NCBI's taxonomy places the organism in Eukaryota, Metazoa, Arthropoda, Insecta, Hymenoptera, Apidae. The record is from the annotation of a GenBank genome assembly.